Molecule: messenger RNA, 4947 nt
Organism: Sphaerodactylus townsendi
Lineage: Eukaryota; Metazoa; Chordata; Lepidosauria; Squamata; Sphaerodactylidae
Gene: NR5A2
Product: nuclear receptor subfamily 5 group A member 2
Exons: 7
Coding region: 55-1545 (496 amino acids)
Biological process (GO): tissue development; hormone-mediated signaling pathway; regulation of transcription by RNA polymerase II
Cellular component (GO): RNA polymerase II transcription regulator complex
Molecular function (GO): zinc ion binding; RNA polymerase II cis-regulatory region sequence-specific DNA binding; nuclear receptor activity
Source: RefSeq, a predicted model, not a curated record
GUGCUCAAUGCUGAAUAUCUGCAACUCAAGGGCAUUGUAUAUUUGUACCUAAUUAUGUCUUCUGGUUCGGAUACGGGCAACAUACAGGAGUCUAUAAAACAUGGCCUUAUUCCAGGUGUGUCUCAGUUUAAAAUGGUGAAUUACUCGUAUGAUGAAGAUCUUGAGGAACUGUGUCCAGUAUGUGGAGAUAAAGUCUCUGGGUAUCACUAUGGACUUCUUACCUGUGAAAGCUGCAAGGGGUUCUUUAAACGAACAGUCCAGAAUAACAAAAGGUACACGUGCAUAGAAAAUCAAAGCUGCCAGAUUGAUAAAACUCAGAGGAAGCGUUGCCCAUAUUGUCGAUUUCAAAAAUGUCUAAGUGUUGGAAUGAAGUUGGAAGCUGUGAGAGCUGACCGAAUGCGUGGGGGCCGAAACAAAUUUGGACCAAUGUACAAGAGGGACCGGGCACUGAAGCAGCAAAAGAAAGCCCUCAUCCGAGCAAAUGGACUCAAGCUAGAAGCCAUGACUCAGGUGAUUCAAGCAAUGCCCACUGACUUAACAAUAUCCUCUGCAAUCCAGAACAUCCACUCUGCCUCCAAAGGCCUAUCUCUGAACCAUACAGCCUUGCCUCCAACAGACUAUGACAGAAGUCCCUUUGUGACCUCUCCAAUUAGCAUGACAAUGCCCCCACAUGGUAGCCUACAAGGGUACCAGACCUACAGUCACUUUCCAAGCCGUGCUAUUAAGUCUGAGUACCCUGACCCUUACACUAGCUCCCCAGAGUCAAUAAUGGGCUACUCAUACAUGGAUGGUUAUCAUCAGACAAGCUCGCCAGCAAGUAUUCCUCACCUGAUAUUGGAACUCUUGAAGUGUGAGCCAGAUGAGCCUCAGGUCCAGGCAAAGAUCAUGGCAUACUUGCAGCAAGAGCAAGCCAACAGAAGCAAACACGAAAAGCUCAAUACCUUUGGGCUUAUGUGCAAAAUGGCUGACCAAACCCUCUUCUCAAUUGUUGAGUGGGCCAGGAGUAGCAUUUUCUUCAGAGAACUAAAGGUUGAUGACCAAAUGAAGCUGCUUCAGAACUGCUGGAGUGAACUCUUAAUUCUGGAUCACAUUUAUCGGCAAGUGGUACAUGGGAAAGAAGGCUCCAUCCUUCUUGUCACUGGGCAACAAGUGGAUUACUCAGUAAUAGCAUCACAAGCAGGAGCCACACUCAACAAUCUUAUGAGUCAUGCACAAGAGCUAGUAUCAAAACUACGAUCUUUGCAGUUUGAUCUACGAGAGUUCGUGUGUCUCAAAUUUUUGGUGCUAUUCAGUUUAGAUGUCAAAAAUCUAGAGAACUUCCAGCUGGUGGAAGGUGUUCAAGAACAAAUAAACACUGCUUUGCUGGACUAUACAAUGUGCAACUAUCCACAGCAGACAGACAAAUUUGGUCAGCUUCUUCUGCGACUCCCGGAAAUCCGGGCCAUCAGUAUGCAGGCUGAAGAAUACCUCUACUACAAACACCUGAAUGGGGACGUGCCAUGUAAUAACCUCCUCAUUGAAAUGCUGCAUGCAAAAAGAGCAUAAAUUAUACCCUUUCACAGCUUCUACAUUUGAGAAAAGAAAAAAAAAUACUCUGAACUGCUCCAAGCAACCCUAAUUAAAAGAACUUGGUUUAAAAGAACUUUGCAAAAAAAAUGGUAUAAUAAUCAAAUACUUAAUAGUAAAUAAGUGAUGUAUCAGGGUAUUUGUAUUGCAAACUGUGAAUCAAAUGCUACACAGUCUCUCCAAAGGAACAUGUAUAGGACUUCAUCACUGGAUUGAAAGGAAGCGGAUACCAUUGCCAAUGUGAAACAAACAAACAAACAAAAGGACUGAACAAUUCUUGUAAGUUACACUUUGUCAAUUAACACUAUGAAGAGAAAUUUUAGAACACCUUUUAUCUGUGUUAUUAAGCUAAAAGAGGCGAGGGGAUUUAUAUGCACUAAGUUCCUUCAAUGGUUAGCAAGACUGAAAACACCUCUGAAGGAUGUAAAACUGCAACCUCCUUGGGCCAUCCUUCCAAGAACUUCUCUCUUCUUCAAGCAAGGACAUGGCACCAAUCCGUGAUAAAGAUCUGGGGUCGGCCACAUCCGCAGUAUAGAUAGUAGCACCACCAAAUCAAGAGAAACAAACAAAGCCUGGUUUUUGAACUGUCUGUGACUCAGGCCUGCAAUCAGUGAAUAUGAAAGAGGGGGAAAUCUGUUUGUAUGUUAGCUUGGCAUUCUUGAUAUGUUUCCAAAAAAACUUUAUUUUGUUUUUUGUCAUUGUGUUCAUGUUGUUGGUCAGGCAGUAUCCCUCUUCUGCUGAUGGAGUGAGGAAUAGCCACAAGCGUCGAGACUGAAAAACCAUUUUUGGACUGUGUUUCCAGCUCAAAUAUUGCUGGAAUGGCUUCUCAAAGCUUUUUAGUGCCAAAUGGGUUUGUGGAUGCUAUUUACUCUUUCAGAAGUCCUCUCAAAAGCAGCAUUUCUUGGGGAUUUCAAGUAGCAGCAUCUCUAACUAAUGUACCCCCCAAAGAGUGUUAUGCUCAGCAAGCAACACUUUAAUAGUAGUCCCUGGCCCAAAAAAAUGUCUGUCUGUCUGUCCUCAACCAGAGCAAGAGGCUUUUUGGCUUUGCCUCUAGCCAGGUGGAAUGCUCCUUCAAGUGAGACCUGGGCCUGUGGGACUUACCUGAAUUCCAUAGGAGCUGUCAGAUGGAGAUGUUUCCCCAGGCCUAUAGUUGGCAGCAGUGACAGUAUCCAUCUUGGCUAGCCCUUCCCUUCUUUUAUCCCUUUCCUUUUUUAUUUGCCUUGUCCCAUUUUCUUAUCUUCAUUUUAGGAACUCCGGUAUGAUCCUUUGGUCGUGAUUUGUUCCCUCCUUUUGAUUGGUUUAUCUACUGAUCUUUAGGGCGUCGAAAACUCAAGAAUUUUAAAGAAUUGGGGUUAAAUUGUAUAGCUGAAUUUAUUAUUGCAAAAAGUGGUUGUUGUGAGCACCCUGAGCCCUUCUUGACGGAAAAGAGCAGGCUACAAAUCCAAUAAAUAAAUACCCACAGUCAGUCAGCGCAGUGGCAUGGGGGGGGGCAUGGCCAAGCCAUGGAGGGGGCGUUCCGGGCUGUUCCAGGGCAAGGGCGGGCAUCGCCGCAGCAGGGGUGCAGGGUGUAUGCGUGCCCCAGGCACAGUUCCCCCUCGCUUCGCCGCUGAGUCAGCAACCUAGUUAAACUGAAGUACUUGGAUUUCAGGAGGUAACACAGUCCAGGGAUUUCCAUUUAUACUUUAUUGCCAGUGUAAUGUGGUGAUUAGAGUGUAUGACUAGGAUCUGGGAGACCCAAAUUCAGAUUCCUACUCUACCAUGCAGGGGCAUAGCUACUUAAAAUGGCACCACAUGCCCCCCCCCCCGCUGCACCCCAUCCUUGCCAGGACAGGGGCACAAUUGAAGGCCAGAGAGCAGGGCUCACCCCACCUGCAGUCUCCACUAGAGAUUGGGGAUGGGGCCAGCCAGACUCACCCCAUCCCCAUCUCCACAUGGAGGUCAGGAGGGACCAGGCAGCUCAUCCACAAUCCUCCACAGAGAGAUGGGACUGACUUCAGCCAGUCUCAAAUGGAUCCUUGCUGCUCCCAUCUCCACGUGGAGAUCAACAAUGGGGCCAGCCAGAAGGUGGCAGUGUAUAAGUUCCUUUCCUCACUCUUGCUUUCCAGUAUGCUCUGAAUUGCUUUCCUGCAUGCUCUUUCUGCCUGAAGAACAUUUGUGAAAACACGGCAUAGACCUGCCAAGCAGAAAGUAUAUAUAACAAUCUACUGGGAACCACAAUACAUGAUUGGCAGACUUCAUUAACCUUGGUGGGCCUCAAGUUAUGUGGGUUGCUCUGAAAUUGCCAGUUGGCCAUUUGUUACUCAUCUGACCAAUAGUCAAAAGUCAAAUUACCUUUUCUGACAUUUAGAUAUAAAAUGAUAUAAUAAAACUUAUUAGCUGUAACUUGUCUUAACUAAAACUUCUGGUUAAAUUGUUAUACUCUACUUCAGCAAGACAAUUUGCAGAGGGCUGGGCAGUUUCUUCACAUUUAAGAUUGAUUGGAAUAAUAACUUCUGUUAAAAAAAAUUGGCCACCAUUGCUGCUGCGUCUGAAUCCUUGUCACAUAUGAAGAGUUGGAUUUACUCAUCUGACCAGUAAACCUACAUUCUGGCAGGAAACAAAUAUUACAGUCUUGCAAGCCAAAGGUGGCAUGACAAAGUUCAUACCCGCCAAGUUCCAGUCACAGUGCAUCAGAUUCCACCCUGACUCAACCACCAAAUUGACACUUAGUCUUAGCUAAGCCCUAGUUUGACAUGUUCUUUCCUUGUCCCUGGCCCUUAGCUUUACCUGCCCCUGCCUGAAGAAUGGCCCAGGACAGUAUUUUUGAAAUUAAUGGUUGCCAUCCCUAUAUGGUUCUAUCUCAGCUACUACGUUCAUGCAAGAAGAGAAUGCAAUCACAUUAUGACAUCUUGCACUGAUGUAGUAAUUUGCAAGUCCAUACUUGCGAAGUGCUUAAAACCAAGUACAUGAACUUGAACCAGUUUCUGGAUCAUAUGGUAGGUGACAGAAGCCAAUUAACACAAUACUUUUACCUAUGCAAGUAAAGACACUCAAAAUGUAUAAGCUGAGAAAUUCAAGCAGUUGAAUAGUAUUACAAGGAUUAUGAAAAACAACCAAUUUUAGCACAGUCUUUUUGAAUGAGAAAAUAAUUAUACUAGCAAAGUGACUAAAGUCUUUUGUGUGAGGACGGAAGAGUGAUACUGCGGUAUCUAUGUAGACCAAAGUCUGCUGCAGAACAAAUACUGGAGGAGUACAAAUAAUGCUCUAUCCAAAAUGAAGAUAUCAGUAUUAUAAAAUGUAGUGCCAGAGUUAUGAGAGCUUUGCCUUACUUCAGAAUCCUGAAUGGUAACUGCAUAGAUGCAGAUCAACAUAAGUUUAGAGGGGGAAAGUAUUAAUUCUACA